AGGACAGCAGGGGCAGUGAGGCUCGGCCAGCGCUAGCGGGGGGCGGGGCCUUUCCUGUCAGAGAGCAUCUGCAUCUGUCUGUCAGUUACCCCUGUGUUCGCCAGGCACAACGCGCUACGUCCAUCAGACAGCAAGGCGGUGACGCACGCGCACUGUUUCUUUCCUCGAUCGUUUGAACAGCAAACUAAUGGAGAACUGUACAUAAUUCAUUGAUAAUCGCGCCCCGGGCCUCAUCUGUUCCCCUCCUUUCCCCUUCUCCCGUCCUGUGAGUAUCGACAAUCGCGAUGUCGACCAAGGUCUCCGAGCAUGCCUUUUAUAUCGGCGGCCAGAUGAGCGCCAUCCUCUACGGCGUCGAUCUCAUCAUGUACUUCACGACGAUGCGAGCGCUGCUAACAAAGUCUGACGCGCGGCGGAGUGACCGGUUCUUUAUGGUGUACAGCACGGUCAUGCUGCUCCUGCUUACGGUCGACGUGUCGACGAACGCCGUGUGGGGUGAGCAGAUGUGGAUCACGUUCCGCGAUGAGCCCGGUGGUGUGCCCGAGUUCAUCGCGACGCACAUCACAGUGUGGUACGAGCAACUGUCGUCGACAUCUGUUGUCGCGCUGAUAUUCAUGAGCGAUGCACUGCUGAUCUACCUCUGUUUCAUCCUCUGGGGAUCCCGCUUGACCAUCGUCGUUCUGCCUAUUCUUAUCUACGUAGCUGCCUUCGCCCUCUCCAUUUGCGAGCUCGUCUCCGCCGGCGUCCCCGGCGGGGAUUUUUUCGCGGGCAAGUCCGUCCACUUUGGCGUGCCGUACUACUCGCUCUCGAUUGCGCUCAACAUCUGCCUGACGCUGCUCAUCUGCGCACGCCUCGUGUACUUCUCGCGCUUCGUGCGCGUUGCGGUGGGCAGGGAGAGCGCGCAGCUCUACACGGGGCUCGCCGUACUCAUGAUCGAGAGCGCCGCGCCAUACAGCACGCUCGGUAUCAUGUUCCUCGUGUUGUAUGCGCGCGAAAGCGAUGUCAACAUCGCGUUUGGCCAGGUGUGGGCGAAGCUCACGUGCCUCUCGCCGCAGCUCAUCGUCCUCCGCGUCGCGACCAGCCGCGCGUGGGAUCGCACGACGAUCAGCCAGGCACAGAACCUGCAGUUUGCGAGGGAGGCGACGUCGACCGUGCAGCCGUCGACGAGCACGUCCAAGUCGGACAAGGAGGGCGAGUCGUUGCCCAUUACGUUCUCGACUGUCGGUGGGAGCGGUGCGGCGCUGCUGAGCCUCGCCUCGGUUUAAAUGGAGCAGGAAUGGUGUCAGUGAGGUGUAGGGCGGAAGAUCGAGGUGGAUUUGUCGCUCAUCUGUUUGUUUGCUUGCUUGGGAUACCAGAUAUAUUACUGUAGGCUGUUGUACUCGGUACUCUUGGUGAUAUCCUGCUAUGAUCGAUAUGCCUAGACAAUACUAUUAAUGCACCAAAAGUCAGC
Molecule: messenger RNA, 1447 nt
Organism: Laetiporus sulphureus 93-53
Lineage: Eukaryota; Fungi; Basidiomycota; Agaricomycetes; Polyporales; Laetiporaceae
Exons: 5
Coding region: 285-1262 (325 amino acids)
Source: RefSeq, a predicted model, not a curated record